GUUUCUUUCCCCUUUCCCCUAAUUUUUCUCAACUGAUUCCGCCAGAAAGGUAAUUUUUUUGGGCAAACCAUUUGAUGAGUAAAUCGUCGUAAUAUAGAAGUAGAAAUCUUGGUGUAGCAUGUUGAAAUUUGGACAUAAAUUGUGAUUAGUUGAUGGUGAGGAUAUCAACUCUCUAUAGUUUUCAACUUUAUGUUUACGUUCUUCAUUUAUUUACUUGACUGGUUGGUACAAAAACAGGUUCUGAAGCUAAAAUCUUUCUCCAAGUUUGAGGUUGAGAACACCUCAGAAGCUCUUUCAGUAGUUAUGUUGUUGAUAAAUUGCAAGACCAACAAAGGACUGCGCAAGUUCUUGAAAGCACACUGUGAUGAGGAAACUUUGGUAGUUGUUGAUUCAAAGCUUGGAAAUGCAAUUAAACAGAAAUUGCAGGCUUUUCAAAAUAUUUUGCUCCAUCAGUCAACAACUCAAAAUGUAUGUUGUCAUCAGAUCGUUGGAUCAUUCAAUUUCUAAGAUUCAAAGUGAGUUGCCUUCAACUAAGGAUCCUCUAAUUCCACGGAUAACUGCAGAGGUUCCUUCAUUGAGCACAGAUUCUGGAGGACGUAGGCAGAGAAAGAAGACAUUUAUAGUUAUUGGGAUAAACACGACCUUCAGUAGUAGAAAAAGGCGUGAUUCUAUUAGACAGACUUGGAUGCCUCAAGGUGCAAAGCUACAUAGAUUAGAGCAAGAAAAGGGGAUCGUUGUGCGUUUCAUGAUAGGCUACAAAUAAGCCAUGAGAGAUUCAGACACAGUAUGUCGCACAUUUUCUCACCUGUUCUAGAGGCUGUUUACAACUUCGUAAUUUUUGAGGUAUCUCUAAAUUGAGUGAUAAUUACAUUUAUGUUUGAGGAAUAAGCUCAGUCACCAAAAAUUUCCAGCUCUUCUUUCGGUGCACUUUAUUGUAUUCAGAUCUUGCUAUUGAAUUUAAUCCUGAAGAAGUUUGUACUAAGUUCAAAAAUAGAAGUUCAAGUUAUAACAUCACUUUAGGUUCAGAACAAAAAGACGAGUACAACCAUCUAAACUAAUGAAAGUUAUUGGAUUAUCCAACAAACUGGAUUGCAUUAGUCAUUUUUAUGUACUCUUGAUAAAAUAAUAAUCAUUUUUUAUGUACUAAGAUGUUUUUGCACUUUCUUUUUCAAGAAGGGAAUAAUCAUUACAUUUGUUUGAGAGCUUAUUACAAGACCAGUUGAAGGAUAAGUUGAAAUAUUAUGUAUUAGUAGGUUUUAAGUUGCUCACCCUCCUCUCAAUGAAAAAGAGAAAGUGAGACUUGAGAAGGACAUGCUGAUUUUAGAAUCAGACAUCUAUUUGAAGUAAGUAAAUGCUACCAUAUCUCCAUUGAUAAUAUGUAUUGUUGCUAUGAGAUCUUUAUCUUUUGGCAUGUGAAUCAAGUAAACUUAUAUGAGUAUAAGAAUGGUAAAAAUAAAACAUUAGAAAGGAAGGAUUGUUUUUAAUGAAAAAGAGAAGUGAAAUGCACAUGAAUAGUAGCCAUUGGAUUGCUAAUUUCUGUUUAUGACUGCUAAGUUGCUCAAUCUUGAAUUUUUUAUAUUUGUUCUUUUGUUUUAUUAGAGAUUGUAACUUUGACAUUGAAGUCAUGUUUAUGACUGCUAUCCUACUUAAUCUUGGGCUUCUUUUUUCUUUAAGUAAUACCCAUUUCAGGUAACUUUUAAAGAACAAAACAAAGUUAUUGCAGUGUAAGGAGAAAAAAAUUGUGGCUUUCUAUAUAUUACCUAAUAAGACUCAUUUGUCCUGGAAAGUUGGCUACGUUGCAUGUGUGGUCGAUCUCUUUCACGGCAUGGCGGUACAAUCAGACAGUCAGUCAACCUAAGCAACAAGAGAACCUCUUUACUGCAACUAGAUAGAUGCUCAGCAUAAACUUUGGUUUUAAAGUCUUAAUUUCUUAGUGAAUUUUGGUGGAAACAAAGUUGAAAUGUUCUUUUUGUCA
Molecule: messenger RNA, 1975 nt
Organism: Solanum stenotomum
Lineage: Eukaryota; Viridiplantae; Streptophyta; Magnoliopsida; Solanales; Solanaceae
Product: probable beta-1,3-galactosyltransferase 5
Exons: 5
Coding region: 404-763 (119 amino acids)
Cellular component (GO): small-subunit processome; box C/D methylation guide snoRNP complex
Molecular function (GO): snoRNA binding
Source: RefSeq, a predicted model, not a curated record